Molecule: messenger RNA, 3005 nt
Organism: Owenia fusiformis
Lineage: Eukaryota; Metazoa; Annelida; Polychaeta; Sabellida; Oweniidae
Source: the annotation of a GenBank genome assembly
GAAAGAAACAACUUCCGCCAUGGAAAAACAUGCUUCGAAAACUUUAUUUGUGAGAAAUCUACCGUUUUCAACCACAAAUGAUAAACUUGAGUCAUUAUUUGGUGAUAUUGGCCCUCUAAAGAAAUGCUUUGUUGUGAAAGACAAAGAUUCCAAACACCCAUGUAGAGGCUAUGGAUAUGUGACAUUUUCUAUGAGCGAUGAUGCUGAAAAGGCGCAAACAGAUGUUAAGUCUCUUGAUGGAAGAAAACUGUUUGUGAGUUUUGCUGACAGGAAGAUUGAUCAAAAGAAAAAAGGCAAAAAGCAAACAGGAGAUGGAAAAGAAGAUGAGACGGUGAUAUCACCUGCAAAGGAUGCCACAAAAACAAAGCAGAACGCUGACAAGGGUCCAAAGACCUUCAUUACUCUGAGACAUGUUGGGAAAGAUGUUCUGCGAAGUGACAUUGCCAAGAUCUUAGGGAAAGAUAUUCCAGUCAGUCAGUAUGAAUUUGAGGAGGCAGAAAAUAAAGCAGUUGUACACUUUGAUACACACAAAAAUGCUGUUAAAGCUUUUAACAAACUCAACAAAAAGACAAUAAAAGGUCACUCAGUAGAAGCAGGCGUGGGACAUGGGAAACCUACAGUGGCUGAUAAACGAUCAAGACUUAUCAUUAGGAACUUAUCUUUCAAGUGUAAAGAGGAUGACUUGAAAGAAGAAUUUACCAAACAUGGCACUGUGACAGAAGUGAAAAUCCCCUCAAGGCCUAACGGGAAACAUCCAGGAUUUGGGUUUAUUCAGUUCCAAGAUGUUAAGAAGGCGGCAAAGGCUAUUGAGGCACUGAAUACAAAGGCUAUCAAAGGGAGACCAGUUGCUGUUGAUUGGGCAAUACCCAGAGAAAAAUAUAUUGCAGUUCAAGAAAAACAGAAUGAAAAAACAGAUGACUCUAAUAAAAAUGAUUCAGAUGAUAACGACUCUGAUAAUGAAAUGGAAUCAGACUCUCCUAGUGACUCAGAUAAUGAUAAUGAUAUAAGGACUAAAACUAAAAAAUCACAUAAGAUAUCAAAUCUUAAAAGAAAACAUAAAGACUCCGAUUCAAAUGAGGAUUCAGAUACAGAGGUCGAGGAAGAUUCAGAGGAUGAUGAUAAUUCAGAGGAAAGUGACCAAUCAGAUGAUGACAAAGAUUCAGACCUUGAAGGUUCAGAUGAAGGCUCUGAAAGUGAUAUGGAAGAGUCAGAUGAAGAUGAAGUUGAGACACCAACACAUCCUAAGAAAACAGAUGUAGAUGAUGGAAGGACACUCUUUAUCAGAAAUAUAAGUUUUGAGACACCUGUGGAGAAACUAGAAGAAAUGUUAUCACAAUUUGGUGAAAUAGAAUUUUGCCGUUUGGUUAUUGACCCAAAUACUGAUCAUCCAAGAGGUUCUGGGUUUGUAAAGUUUAAAACUAAAGAUGCUAUGGAGCAGUGCCUUCAGCAGGCAGAGGAAGAAGACAUGGAUGGUGGUAUUACUAUUGAUGGUCGCAAGUUAAACAUGAUUGUUGCAGUCUCCAGGGACAAAGCCCAAGCAAUAAAAGCUAGCAAGAAAGAAAAGGAACCUAAAGACAAUAGGAACUUGUACUUAGCACGUGAAGGAAUGAUCAGACCAGGUACACAGGGGGCUGAGGGUCUUGAUAAAACAGAUCUUGACAAAAGAAUGAAGGUUGAUGCAGUGAAGAGACAAAAGUUAAAGAACCCUCAGAUAUUUAUCUCAAAGACCAGACUGUGUGUACGCAACCUCCCUACAUCAACUGGUGACACUGAUUUAAGGCAGAUCUAUUUGAAGGCAACUGGGGAUAACAAGGCAAAGAUCUCAGAGUGUAGGAUAAUGCGGGACCUUACAAGAGUGAAUGAGAAAGGGGUUGCCAAGUCAAGGGGAUAUGCAUUCAUUGAGUUCACAGAACACAAACAUGCCCUAGCAGCACUCAGACAGACCAACAAUAACCCAGCCAUAUUUGGGGAAAAGAAGAGACCCAUCGUGGAGUUUUCCCUUGAGAACACUGCAGCUUUGAAUGCCAAGAAGAAACGAAUGGAGAGAAUUGAGACUAAGAAUGCGACUGCAAAGCGAGGUAAAAAUCAGCCACGCCCAAAACAAGUCAAGAAACAAAAACAGGACACAAUAGAAGAUCCAGAAUCUGAAGAAAUGAAGUUACAAAAGAAAAAGGGUCCCAAAGGUCUGCCUUCCCAUUGGGGUCCUAAAAUUAGACAUAAUCCUAGAGGUCCCGUAAAGUCCGGUGAAAAACCAAAAGAUCGUCUUAGUCGCAAGCAACUGAAGAAACAGAGAAAAUUAAAUGCAGAAACUAAUCCAGUUCCUGUUAAAAUUCACACCCCAACUACGGAAAAGAAGGCACCUAAAAAGCGGAACAGAAAGGCCAAGAAAGAGCAGACGGACAGUUUCGAUAACCUUGUCAGCAAAUACAGGAAGACAAUCACAUCUGCUAAUUUGAAGAAAAAAGGCGGGAAAUGGUUUGACUAAUCUAAAUUAAAAAUCCUAGUUGUGAAUGGAUGAAAAAAUCAAAUAUUUGAAACUCAAGGAAACAAAAUUGAAGAUAAUUUAGAAAAGUAUAAGAAUGAAAUGUACUUUCAGAAAGUGUUACAUCUAAAUAAGCUCACAAAUAAGACCCAAAGGGAGAAAUAUUUUUCACCUAAAAUGCUCACAUUUUAGGAGAGUUCUCAUUUGUAUAGAAUGAAACUGAGAAAUAUCUGUAGAGAUAUUCCAACCAUGGGUGUAUUACAUAAAAUAAUGAAUUGUACAUUAUACAAUAAAACCUAUGUUAACUUCGACAGUCAGUCACAGUAGUGUUCACUCUGGACAAGUUUUACUGCAAAUGUAUAUUUAGUAUUCGUGACAAAAGAAUGUAUAACUGUUGUAAAAGAACAAUAUAUUGUGUCAUGCAUAUAAAACAUUGAGGCUACUUGACUUACAUUUUAUCUAUGUCAAUAAUUGCAAAAAUCAAGUAGAUUCCUAUUAAUAAAUAAAAUAUAAAACAUGAAGA